This is a messenger RNA of Erinaceus europaeus (western European hedgehog), 4190 nucleotides long. RefSeq lists its product as uncharacterized. Gene Ontology annotation, molecular function: RNA-DNA hybrid ribonuclease activity; nucleic acid binding. Gene Ontology annotation, biological process: virion assembly. The record is from RefSeq and is a predicted model, not a curated record. NCBI's taxonomy places the organism in Eukaryota, Metazoa, Chordata, Mammalia, Eulipotyphla, Erinaceidae. The coding region runs from base 1 to 3849 and encodes 1282 amino acids. The transcript is spliced from 3 exons.
AUGGGACAGAGUCAGUCCAAAACCAGCUCGCUAACCCCCCUUGAAUGCUUGACUAAAAAUUUUUCAGAUUUUUCCAGGACAGCUGCUGGGUUUGGAGCCCAGGUGGACGCCUUCACACUGAGGAAGUUCUGUGAAAGGGAAUGGCCAGCCUUUGAGGUUGGCUGGCCUGAGACGGGAAGUCUCGACCUGGGAAAGUGCACGGCAGUGCACGAUGUGAUCUUUGGGAAUCCCGGGCACCCUGACCAAAUGCCAUAUAUUGAGAUCUGGAUGAGUAUUGCUAAUGAUAAACCAAGGUAUCUGCGGGAGUGUCAGGGCGACUCCAAAGGAAAAAAGAAGGUCAAAAGCAGGUCGAGAGUGUUGGUGAUCAAGGGCACGAAGGGGGAUAGAUUCCCUAGGAGGCCUACAGCUCCUCCUGUCCUCCCCACUAAGCCCGAAUCCCCCAUACGACUGAAAAAGAGGAGGGAUGAGAACCCUCCACCGUAUGCUGGCACUUCAGGGGCUACCGCUCCUGAACCCGAUUCCACUUCUGGGUUGCCAUCAGGAGUCCUGAGCCCACCUCAUACCAGAGCAGGAACUAUGUUUGGGUCAGAGUCCACACCAGUCGGGACUUUUCCUUUACGGGAGGUGGGGGAAUUAGAUACGUCAGGACGGCCCCUCCGAACUUAUGUCCCGUUUAGCACUUCUGACUUGUAUAAUUGGAAGAAUCAAAACCCUCCUUUCUCUGUAGACCCAGAAGGGGUGGCAACUCUACUUGACACCGGGUAUGAGGCCCUCACCAGGUACUGCCAGACUCUAUUAAGGGGUAUCCGGGCUGCGGGUCGGAAACCCACCAAUCUGUCUAAGGUGACCGAGUGUAAGCAGGGUGCAGACGAGAGUCCGACUGCCUUCUUGGAGAGGUUGUACCAGGUAUAUCGAACCUGGACGCCCAUAGAUCCCAAAGCCCCUGAGAAUGUGCAGGCAGUCGCCCUCCAGUUUGUGGCCCAAUCCGCCCCAGAUAUUAGGAAGAAGUUGCAGAAGUUAGAGGGUUUUGAGGGGAAAUCUCUCUCGGAGCUGUUGGCUGUAGCACAGAAGGUUUUUGAUAAUAGAGAGGACCCCGCGAAAGCCACUCUGGAACUGAAUAAGAAGAUGGCACAGGUCCUUUUGGCUAGGGAAAUAGGAAAUAGAGAGGAAAGAGGGAGAGAUAAGGUUAAGAUUAUAGGAGCCACUGGGGAAGCAAGGAGUUAUCCAAAGUCCAUAGGAAGAGUCGCUGGCCCUGGCCUGAAGACUAUUACUCACUCUUUCCUGGUGAUACCCGAGUGCCCUGAGCCACUAUUAGGUAGGGAUCUCCUUCAUAAGCUACAGGCCACCAUUUCCUUUGAGACAAAUGAAGGACCAAUAGUACAAGCAGGUGGCCGAAUCUUGCUCACCAUGCCGGUAAGGGAGGAAUAUCGUCUCUAUGAAGCACCACAGAAUGUAGGCAACCCGGACUUAUUAACAAGGUGGAAGCGGGAGAUUCCAAGAGUUUGGGCCGAGACCAACCCCCCAGGGUUGGCUAAACAUGUGACCCCCAUAAUAGUCCAAUUGGUCAGCACUGCCACCCCAGUCCGAGUCCGGCAGUAUCCCAUGAGUCGGGAAGCCCAGCAUGGUAUCAGGAACCAUAUUAGACGCCUAAAAGAGGCUGGUAUCUUGGUGCCCUGCAAGUCAGCCUGGAAUACACCCCUUCUCCCGGUCCGAAAGCCUGGAACGAACGACUUCAGACCAGUGCAAGAUCUGCGAGAGGUAAAUAAGAGGGUAGAGACCAUUCAUCCCACAGUUCCCAACCCUUAUACUCUCCUCAGUCUGCUGUCGCCUGAUCGAACCUGGUAUAGCGUCCUAGAUUUGAAAGAUGCCUUUUUCAGCCUCCCCUUGGCCCCACAGAGCCAACCUAUCUUUGCCUUUGAAUGGACAGACCCCGAGGAAGGUGAGUCAGGACAACUAACUUGGACCCGACUUCCCCAAGGUUUUAAAAACUCUCCGACCUUGUUUGAUGAAGCCCUAAGCAAGGACCUACUGACCUUCCGAAGUGAGCACCCUGAGUGCAGCCUCCUACAAUAUGUGGACGAUCUGCUGAUCGCUGCCUUAUCUCGAGAGGAUUGCGAAAUGGCAACCAGAGACCUACUCGAGGUACUGGGGAACUUGGGGUACCGGGUAUCGGCCAAAAAGGUUCAGCUGUGUACCCAAGAAGUAACCUACCUGGGCUACCAAAUUAAAGAAGGACGAAGGGCCCUGUCUGAGGGAAGAGUCCAGGCUAUCCUAAAGAUCCCGACCCCCACUACCAAGAGACAGGUCCGGGAAUUCCUGGGAGUGGUAGGCUACUGUAGGCUAUGGAUCCCAGGGUUCGCUGAACUAGCAAAGCCCCUCUACACCGCCACUGGAGGGGGCAACACUCCUUUGAAAUGGACUGAGAUGGAGGAAAGGGCUUUCCAGGCACUGAAGGAGUCCCUGGUAAGUGCCCCAGCUCUAGGUCUCCCAGACCUGAACAAACCGUUCCAGCUGUUUGUAGCAGAAAGUGCUGGUGUGGCUAAGGGAGUACUCACUCAAACCCUGGGGCCCUGGAAGAAGCCUGUCGCCUACCUGUCUAAACGACUGGACCCAGUAGCGGCCGGAUGGCCUGGAUGUCUGAGGACAGUGGCAGCAGCCGCCCUACUGGUGAAAGAGACUACCAAACUAACUUUUGGGCAGACCCUAGAAAUCACCACAGCCCACAAUCUUGCCAGCUUACUUCGCUCCCCUCCGGACCGAUGGAUGACCAAUUCUCGGGUCACCCAUUAUCAGGUACUGUUGUUGGACCCACCCCGCAUUACUUUCAAACAGACUGCAGCCUUAAAUCCAGCUACCUUGCUCCCCAACCCAGAGGAAGACGCCACCCAUGACUGUGGAGAAAUCUUGGAAGCCCUGACCUCAUUGAGAGCUGACCUGAUGGACGUCCCGCUACCAGACGCACAGGAAACCCUCUACACGGAUGGGAGCAGCUUUGUGGAAGACGGCGUACGGUAUGCAGGUGCCGCGGUGGUCACCAGCCGGGAGGUCUUGUGGGCUGCGUCCUUGCCACAAGGGACAUCAGCCCAAAAGGAGGAGCUGAUAGCACUCAUUCAAGCACUCAAGUGGGGAGCAGGGAAAAAGAUAAAUGUGUACACCGACAGCAGGUAUGCUUUUGCCACCGUCCAUGUCCAUGGGGCACUAUAUCAAGAGAGAGGACUGCUGACGGCUGGGGGAAAAGCUAUCAAGCAUGCUCAGGAGAUACUGGCCCUGCUAGCAGCUGUUUGGGGGCCAGAGAGGGUUGCUGUCAUCCACUGUAAGGGACACCAGAAGGAUGACUCAGAAGUCUCGCGAGGCAAUCGGUUGGCAGACCAGACAGCUAGGGAAGCGGCCCAAAGACUAGUGGGGACCACGGCCCAACUGGUGGUGGCUACCCCUAUACCAGGAGAAGUGACAAAAGGACAGAAACCAGUGUACUCGAAACAGGAAGAGGAGAUGAGCCGGAGACUGGGGGGGAGAUUAAAUGAGGAAGGAUGGAUCGUCCUCCCGGAUGAUAGGAUUCUAUUACCCCAGCCACUGGGAAGACAGGUGGUCUCUCAAACGCACCAAGGUACCCAUUUUGGGGGAAACAAAUUAGCUGAACUGAUCAGUAAAUUUUAUUUGAUAAUUGGUUUGCACAGGAUCUCCCAGAGUGUGGCAGGUCGCUGUGCAACGUGUGCCAGAGUCAACGCUAACCCAGUACAAGUGAAAGGACCAGGAACCAGGUGGCGGGGGGGGGGGAACCUGGAGAACACUGGGAAUUGGACUUCACUGAGAUGCCUGUGGCUCAAGGAGGAUAUAAGUAUCUCUUAGUCAUGGUAGAUACCUUUUCAGGGUGGACCGAAGCCUUCCCCACUAAGAAAGAGACUUCCCAGGUAGUAGUGAAACAACUGGUCUUUGAAAUUAUCCCCAGGUUUGGGCUCCCUUAUUCACUGGGGUCGGAUAAUGGCCCGGCAUUCAUUGCCAAGGUCACCCAACAAUUGGCAGAAAUUUUAAAAAUUAAAUGGAAAUUACAUUGCAUUUACCGCCCCCAGAGUUCGGGGCAAGUAGAAAGAAUGAAUAGGACUAUUAAGGAAAGCUUAACCAAGUUAAAAAUAGAGACUGGCGGGGACUGGAUUUCCCUUUUACCCUUUGCUUUGCUUAAAAGCAGGAAU